Molecule: messenger RNA, 306 nt
Organism: Strongylus vulgaris
Lineage: Eukaryota; Metazoa; Nematoda; Chromadorea; Rhabditida; Strongylidae
Source: the annotation of a GenBank genome assembly
AUGCUUCUUUAUCUGAGCUUUGAUAAAUCCAAAAUUAUCAACACAAACAGAACUGUAGGGCCAUGUCGAUUUGAGGAGUUCGUCCAUAUCAAAUGUACUUUGAAAAAUAGCGCCCGAGGAGCCUUUACAAACUUCACGGUCCGUGCAUGCGGUGACUGGGGCUCACGAUGCGAAGCUUCGGCAACCGUCUGCGCCGAACAAGGAGGUGUCGGCCAAUGCUUCACCUGUGAAGAUGAUUUAUGCAAUGCUGCAUCUAAAGUGACUUCUCUAGCAAUUUUCUUCAUUGUAGCGAGUUUGCUGCUCUAA